Messenger RNA from Schizophyllum commune H4-8, 1172 nucleotides. RefSeq lists its product as uncharacterized. Bases 91 to 1089 code for a protein of 332 amino acids. The record is from RefSeq and is a predicted model, not a curated record. The transcript has 8 exons. Lineage: Eukaryota; Fungi; Basidiomycota; Agaricomycetes; Agaricales; Schizophyllaceae.
CACUUCCCUUUUCCCUCCUCCUCCUUGAUCGCACGCCCCACGCAACUGCCGUACCUCAUCACGCGCUCACCAUACCUGCCCUUCACAAUCAUGAACAGGGCAUCUUUCACUGCCUUCUUGCUUGCUUUUGCCGCCCUCGCACGAGCUGGAAGCCAGAACAAAUGGGAGUCCUGCUCGACAGGCAACAACCGACUGCAGAUUGGGACGUAUCAGUUCUAUAGCGACUGCAACUCGCAUACGUACUGCGCCUCAAAUGGGACGUGUAUGCCGAAGGGUUGCAGGAGGGAUAUCUUCCCGCUUGGCUAUGACGAUCCGGAUUCCUUUCCGCCGUUGUGUAAUCACACGAUGUUCUGUCCGGACGAGGAGGACGCAUGCCAGCCUCUACUAAGGGUAGACAGCCGAUGUCAGCUCAACCGCGACGAUCAAUGCGAAGCACCACCAGAUUGGAGGAAGCUCGCAGAUCAUAGCGGCUCGGGGCGUAAUCAUAACGGCACAGUAUGCCUGCAUAAUACCUGUAUGUGGGCGAAUGUAACGAUUGGGGAGACGUGCGUUGUCGAGAAUACGGCAUACAUUGCCUAUACUGCUGGCGGAGAAUUCGCGCAGAUCGUCUCAAGAGACAACUGCAAGAUUGGAUCUUACUGCGACUCGCAGCAACUCAUAUGUAUGAAGACGAAGGACGUCGGAGAAAGCUGUACAGCAGAUAAAGAGUGCGAAUCCUACAAUUGCUUGGCAGAUGGCAAAUGUGGAGAACCGACAUCUGCCCUGCGCAAACUUCCUUCGUGGGUGUACAUCGUUAUUGGAGGGGGUACCCUUGCUAUCACUGUGGGCAUUCUUCUCGGCCUCUUCAUGUUGCAUCGUAAGCAGGGACGAAUUGAACGCGAGAAACGCUUGAAAUAUUGGAGGGACCAGAGCGCCCUGCACGAAGAACUCAAGUAUAUGAGGGAGAACAACACGGUUUUCGCAAGUCCAAAUGCGUCGCAGAUCAGUGGGAUAGGAACGGCGUACUCGGACGAUUCGCAUGCGCCCAUCCUUCGCCAUAAAGGGUCGUCGCAGACAUUUGUGGAAUCCCCAAGGCGUGCUGAGUGGUAGAUGUGCUUUGCUUGUGCUACUGUAUUGUAUACCCGAUGUUGGAAUGCCUUUCACUGAACGCAUCUCAAACUGUUCGCCAUGCC